Messenger RNA from Pseudophryne corroboree (corroboree frog), 12985 nucleotides. Its product is annotated as NACHT, LRR and PYD domains-containing protein 3-like. Gene Ontology annotation, cellular component: cytoplasm. Bases 186 to 3164 code for a protein of 992 amino acids. Lineage: Eukaryota; Metazoa; Chordata; Amphibia; Anura; Myobatrachidae. Gene Ontology annotation, molecular function: protein binding. The transcript has 11 exons. The record is from RefSeq and is a predicted model, not a curated record.
CCUCUGGGUGUGGUUUAGGGGUCAUUUCCUUUAGUCUGUUUUUUUCUUUCCUGUAUAGUCUUUACAUGUUUACUUCUGACCUACUUCUCAUGUAUCUUCAGUCAACGGAGUCAGUACAAAGACGGUUGAAUUAGCUUAUAUCUGUAACUCUUCAGGACAUGUAAGAUCUCAUUACCUGCUGCGUGAUGGCCACUUCCUCCAACAGGGCUCGGUGUGAGAGGAACAGGACACCUGGAGACAUUCUGUAUGAGGCUCUGGCAGAUCUGACACGUGAUGACUUCAAACGGUUUAAGGACAAGUUGUCUGAUUUCUCCUAUGGAGGGCGAGGCCCCAUCCCGCGUGGGCGCCUGCAGAAGGCAAAAUAUGUUACCACAAAAAACCUUCUCAUAGGUGUUUAUGGAGAGGAAUCGGUGCUGGAUGCGACCAUACAGGUCUUCAAAGAGAUCAGUCUUAUGGGACCAGCAGAGGAUCUCCAGUAUAAAGUGACACAACAUGUUAAAAGAGAGAGGACAUCUACAAAUAAGACAUUGGAAGACUACAGGAUAACAUAUAUGGAUGACAUUACAGAAAAAUAUGAAGUUAUUGAAGAUCAUAAUGCAAGACCAGGGGAGUAUAGCAAACUGGAGAAAAGAUACGUAACACUUUCACUGAUCAAGAAUUAUCGGGAUGAGGAGGAGAGACUACAUGAGAUAAUAGCAUCAGGCUGGAGACAUCUACAGAUUAUGACAAACAGAUCAUCAGAGGAGUAUUCCCCAACCACUAUACCGGCUCUGUUUGAACCUGAUAAAGAUGGAAUUAUUCCCAAGACUGUGGUGUUACAGGGACCUGCUGGGAUAGGAAAGACUACGACAUCGCAGAAGAUCAUGCUGGACUGGGCAUCCAGAGAUCUGUAUAAGGACAAGUUUCAGUUUGUGUUCUACAUAAACUGUAGGGAAAUCAACACCAUCACUGGUAAUAUAAGCCUGGCUGGAUAUCUAUCCAAAUAUUGUCUACUGGAUUGUCCACCUAAUCUGUUGCAGUCAAUCUUCCUUAACUCUGAAGAAGUACUUUUCAUUGUUGAUGGUUUUGAUGAAUUGAAUUGGUCACCGAGGAGGGAUAAAGAGGUUUGUGAUGACGCAUUUCAGGAGGUCUCAAAAGAAAUCCUUCUAAGUAGUUUAUUUAGAAAAAAAAUUCUCAGGAAAAGUUCCCUAAUCAUCACCACACGACCAUUGUCAUUAAUGGUGCUGAAGGACUUUGCAAAAUGUAUUCGUUAUGUGGAGAUUCUGGGGUUUACAGAGAAAGACCGUGAGGAAUAUUUCUGUAAUUUCUUUGAAACCAAAGAACAAGCAGAUCUGGUCAUUAGUACAAUAAAAGACAAUGACUUUCUGUUCACCAUGUGUGUAGUUCCUGUAAUUUGCUGGAUUGUAUGUACUGUAAUGAGACCACUACUAAAAGAGGGAUUACAUGUGAGUGAUUGCAAGACAUUGACAUCCAUUUACCUGUUGUACCUAAAGAGUUUAAUAAUGUAUCAUGGAAGGGGCUCUGCCCAGUCUAUAAGCACAUGUAUACAGAAGCUGUGUGCUUUGGCCAAUGAAGGAGUUUGGGACCAGAGAAUUCUAUUUGAAGAAUCAGAUCUUGUAAGACAUGGACUCUCAGUGUCAGAGCUGGAGUCUGGGUUUCUGAAUGAGAACAUCUUCCACAGGGACGUUGAGAUCCACACCUGCUACAGCUUCAUCCAUCUGAGCGUGCAGGAGUUCUUUGCUGCUCUCUAUUAUGUCCUGGGUGAGAGACAUGUAACAGAACAUUCUUUGGAAGUAAAACAGUUACUGGAGGCAUCAGAACGUCAGCCACAUCUAGCAUUAACUGUACAAUUCUUGUUUGGCCUUUCUAGCAGAAAACAAAUUCAGGAGACUCAGAGAGCCAUUGGGUGCCCCAUUUCCUUUGGCGGAAAAAUGAAAUUGGAAGCAUGGCUGAAGAAAAAGUCAUGGGACCAUACUGCGAGACUAUGCCUCCUGUAUGAGACACAGGAUGAUGACUAUGUGGGGAGAAUGAUGUCUCACUUUCCUAAUGUGGAAAUUAAAGAUCUUUUUCAUAACAAAGGGAACAAUAACAUAGAUUACCGGGCUGUGGCCUACUGCUUGGAGAGAAGUACAAUACAACACACUGUUACUUUUGAAGACUACACAAUAGGACCAAAGGCUCGGAGUGCUCUAUCUAAAGCACUUUCCAAGUGUUCACACCUUCGAUUUGUGAGAUGCAGAUUUCCUCUAACAGAAGACAUAUUUCAUGAUGAAUCCAGUUUAUCCGGGUUGUUUAAACAGUGUCAGAUAAAGGAACUAGGGUUAGAUAACUGUGGUCUGACCUCCUCCUGCUGUGAUGAUCUCCGCUCUGUUAUUACUACACACCACUCUCUGACCAGACUGGAGCUGUCACACAACGCUCUGGGGGACUCUGGAGUAAACCUUCUGUGUGAAGGACUGAGACACCCGGCCUGUACCCUGCAGGAGCUCAUGUUACAGUGGUGUGGUCUGACCUCCUCCUGCUGUGAUGAUCUCUACUCUGCUAUUACUACAAACCGGUCACUGACCAAACUGGACCUGUCAGGGAGUAUACUGCAGAACUGUGGAAUAAAACGUUUGUGUGAGGGACUGAAACAUCCAGCCUGUACCCUGCAGGACCUUACGUUAUAUAGAUGUGGUCUGACUCCUUCCUACUGUGAUGAUCUCCGCUCUGCUAUUACUACAAACAGCUCUCUGAUCAGAUUGCACUUGUCACAGAAUGCUCUGGAGGACUCUGGAAUAAAGCUUCUAUGUGAGGGACUGAAACACCCGGCCUGUACCCUGCAGGAACUUACGUUGCAAGGCUGUGCUCUGACCUCCUCCUGCUGUGAUGAUCUCCGCUCUCUUAUUACUACAAAUCGCUCUCUGACCAGACUUAGUCUGUCACAGAAUGCUCUGGGAGACUCUGGAAUAAAACUUCUGUGUGAGGGACUGACACAUCCAGCCUGUACCCUACAGGUUCUGUGGUUACAGAACUGUGGUCUGACCAACUCCUGCUGUGACGAUCUCUGCUCUGUUCUUUCUACAAACCGCUCUCUGAUCAGACUGGACCUGACAUACGGUCUAUACGGCUGUACAGCUAAACUUCAGCAGUGUGUGAGGCCGCCUCUGCAACUUCUGGUAUAAGAAUAUUAAUUUACAUCUGUUGGAGAUAGACUCCGUAUAUCAAUGUCCUUUGGUCGUCUGUUUAAUACCCUUGAACAUCAGUCAAUGGUUCUGUACUUAGCAGCCGGCUGGAGACCAGAAAUAAUGAGACAACACACAGGAGAUAUAUAGAAGCUCAGCAUGUCAUUUCUGAUCUGACUCGUUGCUUUAGAAGCCUUUAUUAAUACACAAAUGAACAAAGGAAUAAAGGUAUGGCAGUGUGUUAGCCAAUCAAAGUAAACAGUGUGCAAAGAUAAACAAUGAUUUAAUGAAACCAAUUAUAGCAUUCCUGUACAUAUAUUCUUAUCACUGUUUGCUCAUUAAUUUAAUGAGAAGGCCUCUUAUCGCCAUCUAGACAUUAAUCUUGAAAGCCUUCUUUCCAUUGUCACCUGGACAUUCCAAAACAUACUCCUUUAAUGUUCUCAUCAUGCAAUUAAAGUUUUAUCUUAGCCUGGGAGUUAACUAAAUGUCCUUGUGACUGCAGUUGAAGAAAUCAUAUUGCUCUUAACAAAAUAGUUUCUCACAGAAAUAUCUAUGUAAUUAAUUUAAGAAAAUUACAUAUACUAGCUGGCUAUGUUCAUUGAACAUUCUAAUCAAUACCAAAUUAUGAGACAUAGAAUCACAUAACUGCUUAUUGGGUUGAAACUUAUUAUAUAUAUUAUGCGUGCUUUUUGUUAUUAAAUACAAAGCUUACAACAGUUAUAAAGAUGAUUUUAUAUUUAAAACUGUUCAAAUUCCUUCAAAACUCUAGACGGUCUUUUUCUAGGCGUCUUGCCAAUAUCUGGGAAUCUUGCCAGAAAAAUACUAUCUAUCAACUAUAAAUCUGCAGGUGUGAAUUUCUUUAGGCUUAUUAGCCUAACGAGCUAAUAAGGAGUUGCUUGCCCUUACAAAUGAUCUUUUUAACAAGCUAUUAUUUCUUAUCAAUCAGUUUAGUUUAUGCUAGUACAAAAAUUCACUUAAUAAACUCUUAAAGGGGUAGGUAGUAUUAAAACCCAUAUAUGCAUCUGAGCUGAUCCUUGACCAUUAUCAAUAUGUUGGAGUGCAUAUUUCUUAUACAGGUUGCUAGGGCUAAGGGUCUCGUGCAUAUAUCAGAUAAAAGUCAGCAUUACUUAUAAACCUAUUAAAAAAUAGCUUGAAAUACAUCUAGAAUGGCUGCCAUUAUACAAAAUGAUAGCUGAUUUAGCAUAAUGCUGUCUCUUUCACAUCCAUUCAGUGUAUUAUGUUUAAAGGUAGUUAUACUUGCAUGGAAUGUGUGAUAUGUGUACCUGCAUCUGUGCAUUUGGUAUGCGGUUUAUAUAUAUAUAUUCAGCUUUAUUAUGUUCAGUAAAUGUGUAAAUGUAAAGCUAUGUUCAGCUUUACAUUUACACAUUUAAUACAGCAUUAGAAAAGAUAAAAAAUAACACAUUGUUAUCAUCAACUAUACAAUCUGAGUUCAUUUAGUUGUGUAUCCAUCCAUUGAUGUUGUGUAUAAUGUAUUCCCAUCAUUUAGUACAUCACCAUGAGUUACAGGACACAGUGAGACCCAGAUUUAACCAAUACAUCAAUAUAAUAAAAAUAACUAAUUCUGUUUAUGAAAUUAUUUCAUGCUCCAUUUCGUUCCAUCUAAUUGUGGUGAAGCAAUCAUUAAUAUGUGUUAGAAUUUGUAUAGAUAGAGUUUGUAUGUAGCUACCCCAUAUUUUAAAAAAAGUUAAAUAAAAUGUAUUUCUGAGUUGAUGCCUCUAUCCAAUCCAUUAAAAAUAUAUAAUAAAGUUUAUCUAAAAACAUACUCAUAGGAGGGCUCUGUGAUUGUGUCCACAUUUGCAAUAUAGUUUUCCUUGCUGCUGCAGAGAUUAUCAGCAGGGCCGGAUCUAGACCUUGUGGCGCCCAGGGCGAAAGUUUCCUUUGGUACCCCACCCCCCUCGGACAGGCAAAAUAGAGUCAGUGUGAACCAAAGGCGCACACAAAAAAUAGGGGCAUGGCUUCAUAGGGAAGGGGCAUGGCCCCUGUAGCUGUGCCCCCUGUAGAUUUGCUCUUAGUAGAUGUGCCCCCGUAGUUAUGCCCCUUAGAUGUGCCCCCAGUAGAUAUGCCUGCUGUAGAUUUGCCCCCCUUAGAGAUGCCCCUGUAGUUAUGCCCCCUUAGAUGUGCCCCUAUUAGAUAUUGCCCCAGUAGAGAUGCCCCCUUAGAUGUGCCCCCAGUAGAGAUGUCCCUUUAGUUAUGCCCCCUUAGAUGUGCCCCAGUAGAGAUGCCCCCUGUAUAUUUUCCCCCCUUAGAGAUGCCCCUGUAGUUAUGCCCUCUUAGAUGUGCCAUCAUUAGAUGUGGCCCCAGUAGAGAUGCCUCCUUAGAUGUGCCCCCAGUAGAGAUGCCCCCUUGUAGUGCCGCUUACAAACACUUAAAAAAAACAAUACUCACCAGCCUCGCUCCUGCUUCCCGACCGCUGCACCCAAUUAUGACCUCUGGUGUGUGUCUGAAAAGAGAACCGGCUGGAGCGGCUCUGGCUGCAGUGGACACCCACACUGCCCACGGCACUUGCUGCAGCUGGAGUGAGGGAUGCGGAUGGGCAGUGGGCGGGCACCCGCCCUGCUCGUCCGUGCAUAGAUCCGCUCCUGAUUAUCAGUAGUAAUUUAUGGUGAUCUGAAAUCAUUUGAUUUUGGGGUAUUAUACUAAAGAUAGCCCACUCCGCAUUUAUGUGAAAAUCUUUUUCCACAUAUAGAUUUAUAAACCCUGCAAUUAUUCUCCAACAAUGCCGUAUCACCGAGCAGUCCCAUAUACAGUGAGUGAGAUCAGUCCCCAUCUUACCAUAUUUUGGGCAAUUACAGGAGGUUGAUAGACCUAUCUCUCUUCAUCUCAGUGGGGAUAAGUAUGCCCUAUGGUAUGUCUAAGAAACAUUUCUGAAUAGAUCGGUAUUGGGAGUAUUUUAGAGAUUUUUUUCUAAUUCACUGUAUAGUGUAUUUACAGUCAUAUUCGGGAAUAUCUCUUUCCAUUGACCAAUCCCGUAUCUGUUUCCCUAGUGUCCCCUAAAUUUCUUAGGGAAGUAUAAUAGAAUGAUAUCGCUUUACGCUUGGGAGUAUUUUGGAGUAGCAAGUUAUCUAGUCCAUUGUUCCAAUCGUUUUCUCCCCAGGAUCGUAUCACCCUACUUACAUAGUGUUGUGCUUGCAUAAAAGCUAAAUUCAGGGCUACUAUAUCUACAAAAUCUUUAUUAACCUGAGUAUGUUUUAGGUUUCUUGUUCCGUACAUCAAUAAGUUGUCCUACUCUUGCGAGGCUCAUUUUCUUCCAUAUAGUAAAAGGAAAGAUGUCACACCCUCCUGAAAAUUGGGAUUUUUCAGGAAGGUCCAGUGUACCAACAUAUUGGAAUUUAUUUUCAUUAUGUGUCUUAUUCUAUGCCAUACUCUUCUAAUGACCAUCAAAAGAGGAUUUUUUUUACAUUUUUAUAUCUAUCGCCGCAUCCGCAGAAUGAAGAAAUGCCCCAUAUCUAAUAGGAAUCAACCCUCCAAUGAGGUAUUGGCAUAUUUGUCUGUAUCAGUCAACCAACCCUUAAUGUAUCUUAAUUGCACAGAGAGAUUAUACCAUUCUAAAAUUGAAAGAUUUAGUCCACCCUUAGACGUUUGUUGUUGUAACUUAAAUGUAUUAAUUCUUACUUUUUUCCCCUCCCAUAUAAAUUUAUUAAAGACUCUUUUUAUCUUUUUAACAUCUUCUCUAGUCAAAAUCACCAGGAGAAUCUGUAUUGGGUAUAAUAAUCUCUGGAAACAUAUAAUUUUUAUUAUAUUAACUCGUCCUUUAAGGGAGAUCGAGAUUCCAUCCUCUCAAUUCAGUUUCACAUCUUUUUAUAGCUACCUUCACAGUAAUCUCAUACAAUGUACUUAAGUCUUUUGGCAGUUUAACCUCCAAAUUAUUUAUAUAUUUUGGAGCCCAUCUUAUGGGUAGCUCUCCUGCCCAUGCUGGUUUCCCAUACCCCAAUUUGAGAUACAUGGCCACUGAUUUGUCCAAAUGAAUUGUGAAUCCCGACGCCUUGCCAAAUUCCAUCAGUUUUUGCAUUAAUGGUUUUAAAGAUGACCUUGGGUUCACUAUGUAUAACAGUAGAUCAUGUACAAAAGAGUUAAAUUGAUCUCCCUGGAUCCGGCCGAAAUAACUCUCAAAAUUGGCCAAUCUUGUACUGUAGAAAGCGAAGUAUGGGAUCCAGAGCCAAAUUGAACAACAGUGGAGAGAGUGUACAACCAUGCCUUGUUCCUCUGUUCAUUUUAACCUUUUCAUUCAUUGAUGAGGAGGGAUGUAUAAGGGUUUGUAUAAAGAAAUUUUACAAAUUCUUUAAAUUUCCCCCAAAAUUCUCUUGUACGUAGCACUUUGUGCAAAAAUGGCCACAAUAUAGUGUCAAAUGCCUUAUUGGCAUCUAGGCUUAGUAAUAUUCCAGGCUUGGAAGUAUCUUGUUGUAGCUGUACUAUUGCUGCAAUAGCUGUUCUGACCCCUUUAACCGAAUGUCGGCCUGUUACAAAUUCCAACUGGUGGUCUGUCAGUAGGUUCGAAGAGAUUGACUGCAAUCUAUUGGCCAUAAUCUUGGCCAUAAAUUUAAAGUAAUUGGGCAGUAGGAUGACUCCAUUUGAGGUUCCUUGCCUGGUUUUAAAAUUAAUGUUGUGUAUGCCUCGUUAAAUGACGAAUAUUCUGGACUGCUUUUAUGUAUGUAUUGGAAUAGCUCAGUUAAUAUGGGGGAGAGCUUCUGUUGUUUUUAGUACUCUGCUGACACUUUUCUUGUUUGUAUUGAAGAUAUCCCCAACUAUAUCUCUCUCUUAGUUAUAUCUGGUUGGUUCGGUUUAAUAUUAAUGUUAGACUGAGCUGAUAUAUGUGAUCUGGUUCUCUUCCCUCCUAUUUAUUCUUACCUAGCCCUUUUGACAACAGGGCAGGAAUACUAGAUCUCCUAUGAGGUCUAUUUCAGUUUUCCCUCAUUCUCCAUUCCUUGGUUCUUUUACCCCUCCACUCACCUGUUUUCGGGUCAUAUAUACAGAGGCGUAGCGUGGAGACAUGACACCCAGAGCAGGGCCAUGUCACGGCGCCUCCACCACACUUACAUACAUACAUACAUACAUACAUACAUACAUAAAUUAAUACACAUUUAGGCACAGACAUACAUAAACACACAAAUAUACACAGAUAUAUAUACACACACACACACACACAUAAACACACAAAUAUAAACACAUAGAUAUACACAGACAUACACACACAGCCAUACAUAAACACACACAUAUACUCACACAUACUGUAAACAAAGAUAUAUAUAUAUACACAUAAACACACACAUACAUGUAUACACAUUAGCACACAGACAUAUAUACACACACAUUUACACACAAACACAGACAUAUAAACAUAAACACAUAGUAUACACAGACAUAAACACACAGUAUACACACAUUCAUUCUCACCAAGAGGGCAGCAGCAGAGCAGCAUACCUCCCAACUUUUAGCAUGCUGAUAGCGGGACUCUUGCGUGGCGUAGCCGCGUGCCAAUCCGAAAGGGGGCGUGACCUCGACUGUGAUGGGCGUGGUCACGCUCGAGUGGGCGUGGUCUCGUCAAAUGGUCCAGUUUUUUUCCUUUUGGGGGCGUGCCCAACGCUCUCCCAGCAGCUGGGCAGCCUCCGCUCCCCUCCUAGCUCUGAAUACAUGCCAUGCGCGUGCACACAGCAUGUAUUCAGUGAUCACCGGCUGCUUUGCAGAGCAGAGCAGCGGGUGAUCAAAGCCUCCCCUAACUGCCCCCCCACCCGCGGGACACUGCUGCCCGCGGGUGGGACAGCGGGACAGGGUCCAAAUAGCGGGACUGUCCCGCUGAAAGCGGGACAGUUGGGAGGUAUGGAGCAGCUCCUCGUUCCAGCCUGGAGGGGCGGAGCUUCUAUGUGAUUGACAGGCCGGACCUCCGUGGGUAGAAGGAAAGGACUGAGGAAAGGGAAAGGGUGGCCACCACACUGCCUGCAUGUUCCAGAUCAUUGAAUGCAGAUCCCUGACAGCCAGGAAAGUUCUUCUGACAAGCCUCCAAACCUCCCCUCUUCCCUAACAACACACCACACUGCACUGCACUGCACUGGAAUCUCUGUACUGUGCAAUCAGUGAUAUGCAACAUGCAGGCAGUGUGGUGGCCACCCCUUCCCUCUCUUUUAGUCAUCUCCUCCUACCCCUGCCCAAGAUUCCAGCUCUCAGCUGUGCAGUGAGCCGGCGCCUUCUGUCCCCAGCGGCGCUUGGAGCUCAAGUUCCACUUGUUCCACCCUCCCUACGCCACUGCAUAUUUAUAUAUAGUUAAUGUAAUAUGCCCAUUUACUGGCUGGUUGCACCAAAGGCUUUGUAUUGAGAAUAAGCUGGGAGAGAACCCAUGCUGUGUCUAAGGUUUGCAUAGCAGGUCUUCCAUUCCAUGCCUGAUUUCCUGCCCGGACAUUUAGCUAGCUAUAUAACCUUAUUUUGGUCCUUUAGGGACAAAUUAAUUUUGCUGCAAAUUUACAGUAAUUUACAGCAACUGCUAUUUUUUGCUGCUAAAAUUGGCUUUUUGUGGGUAUGCACGGUCCUGUGAUUCGCUUAUGCAAUUGCAAAUUUGCAAAUAUUUAAGUACCGUGAAGACUGUUGCUGACAGUGAAAAGUGAAAAAUGGGUAAAUCUGCCAGUACCCCCCCCCCCCCCCCAAAAAAAGCUAAACUAACAUCAGAUAACUGUACAGAAGUUUAUUAUUGGUUAUAACAAGUAUUUCUGUUACUUAAAAUGGGUCAAAUGGAUGUUAUAUGCAUUUAAAAAAAAACAUUUUUAAAAAUGAUAGCUAUUUUUUAAGCAAAAUCAGUGCUAAUAUUCAAUUCGAGGUACAUAAAAAUGGGUAUAAGUAUAUAUUUAGAUAAUUUUAUUGGACUUUUAAAAAAGUGGAAACAGACCAAUUACUACCACCUGCAAGUCUAAAAACACUUGUCCCACUCAUAAAGUACACCAAUAUACCUGUCCCAUACCUUGUACCCCAACUGCCAUCAUUUUCUACGUUUUCACCCCAAAAAUUACAUGUCAUUAAACAUCUAUGUGCCUGAAUAGUCAUUCAGGGCAGUGUCCCUGGAGUUAUGAACCAAAUCCUAACAUUUAUAACUUAAAAUAGGGAUAUUUCCCAACUUUUAACCUGUUUAAAGGUGGUGAAUUAAAAUCCGCCGUAAAGUUACCAUGAAUUCAUUUUUUGCUGAUAAUUGAAUAGGCACUUUUUUGCUAUUCACGGUAAAAUUGCAUUUUUUACUGUGAAAACGGCUUUUCACGGUUAAUUGAAUUCGGCCCUUCGUCUGUUUACCAGAAAUAAGCUUGUGUUGUCACUACACAAAAGAUGUACUUUCCCCUCUAACUUCUCCCCAAAAAUGUAUGAUCAUCUAGAAGUGACCACUCACCAAAUCCUGAUGCCUGACCUGUGAGCUGACCUGAAUAUUAUUUAUUUUAUAUAUUAGCAGUUUUGCAUAUAGUAGCACAUUGUGCUCUACAAUUAGAAACAACAGUGAUACAACAAAACUGGGUAAUAAGAGACAGUCACAGAGGUAGAAAGGGUCGACCUUUUCAUGUGUCGACCUUUCACGUGUCGACCAUUUUCACGUGUCAACCAUUUGUCCACGUUGACCAUGCCAAUGUCGACCAAUAGUGGUCGACCUAAUGACUGUCGACCAUAACAUGGUCGACCAUUCAUACCGGAACCGGUAGAAAGACCCUGCUCGCAAGCUUACAAUCUAUAAAUAAUCAUGAGUCUCUCUAUGGCAAACAGGGGCAGCGUACCUGACAGAUAAAACAGAGGAGUGAGGGUCUGCAUACAGUCUACAUGUGGGGUUGUUCGGGGUAAGGAGCAGGAAGAAGGCAGUGAAGCCUUUCUGCUGAGUUAUUACCUCCAUUUAGUUCUGGCUGAUGGUGGGGGCCUGAUGUGUGCAGCAGUGAUGUGCAGGGAGGUUAGGCAGAGCAUCUCCUGUCAUUCUCCAGUAUACUCCAGAGUUGUAAUUAUAAAAAUUAUAAGAGGCAUACAAUGAAGAUAUUAUAAUUUUUUUAUUAUUUCAAUAAUUUUUAUAGUCAAACCUCUGGAGUACACUGGAGUAUGACAGGUGAGACAGGGCCUCCCCUGCCUCCCCUGCCCACACAUCACUGAUCAAGACUCAACAAAUUCCCAGCAGUAUAUAUUGCUGCACCUUUGUAUAAUGCCCACAUGAACCAUCAGGCUAAUAUAUAUGUGUGCGUAAAUCUAGCUUUGAUACUAGCCAGUGCUGUCCCAGCUAUUUACAGUACCUGACCGCACGUCCCUUGUGUGUAGCAGGGAAAUAGUUACUUCAUGUACACAGAGGAGAAGAAAGCCUCGCACCCACCUAUCUAGGAGCAACUCUCAGAUGGAGCAGUAUAAGGCAAUGGAAUAAAAUACAAUGAAGGCAGCAGCCAAGUUACAAGAUAGAAAACCAAAGCAGCUAGAAACAACUUUCAUUGGUGACCUGGCUGCUGUAAACAUAGUUUCAGGAUAAGUCAGGGGAGGUUUACUGUGCCCAAUCUCUGCUUAAUAACUAAAAUGAUACUGAACCUUUCAUUGGCUGUUAUUUCCUAAUGGGUACCAGGAUUUGUAAAGAGAACUUGUGUUUGGAAUGAGGAGUGGGCAUAGGAUAUUUUCCAGGGUUUGAGGCCUCUAAAAGGCCCAUAACCACAUCCCUGGUGACUAGAAAGUGGACUUAGUGGUCAGGCAAACCAUUUAAUAGCCAGUCCUCCUAAAUUGUGUCAGGCCUGAAUGCCUUUAUAUGCAUAGUAUACCAAAGGCUGUCAAGAGCAUGCGUUGGGGUAGUUGACCUAUAUGUGUGUUUGGCAAAAAAAAAGUGCAUGGUUCCACUAUUGUAAUUUGUCAGUGUUCCAUGUCUAAUGGCCCAGUAAUGUGUAAAGGAGUCGCUUACUAUUUUAUAAUGUGGGACCAUAUCACCAGAAUAGCCAAUUCUAAAUGAGCCCUGAAGUGUUCUAAGUGGGUUGGCUUCUAUUCUGUGUUCAUGUGACAGGUUCAGAAGGUCCUGAGCUGCCAGGACCUUCAACCAUAUAGUUUAUGCACAUGACAAAUUAGCUUCUGUCCCAUAAAUUCAGAGGUGAACUGGCCAGGAGUACAAUUUAAGGGCUAAGUCAGGGUUGGGUUAAAGUUUGUGGGGGAUCCAGGGCAACUACACUGUAUUCCACUUACACACACCACCACCAGCUCUCACUGUCUGUCCACUUUUAUGCCGUGUUAUGCAUUCCUGUAUCACAGUAACAGUCAUCUCAACAUGGUGGUUCUUCCCGGCUGCACUGCCCUAUAACAGACACAAUGACUAUGAUAGUGGCAUCAUUAUUAGUUGACGUCUGCAACCCUGAAGUGCAGGGACUUGGAGCUGGUCAUGGGGCAAAUAUGGUUAUGCCCAAUAUGGUAGAGGCAUUUUCUAUCCUUCUCUACACAAAGUGGAGAUGUAACAGUCAGUAACCAUCCUGUAAGAGCCAGAGGAAUAGGAACAUGUAAUGUACAACCGUUCUGCACAAGCUCUGGCAGCAGGGCCGGACUGGCCAUCUGGUACUUCUGGCAUAUGCAGUGCAUAUUUCGUCUCUCUGGUUGAGCCGCCCCCACCAGUCUCCACGCUCCCAGACUCGCAUCGUGCCCACCCCCAGCAAGCAUCGCCAUGGUAAUGGGGGGUGCUACAAGUCCACACCCCAUGACUCGCUGCACGCCCCCGUAUUACAUUACGGCAUGCCCCCACGUGACGUGCGCUCGCCCCCCUUCAGUGCGUGUGUUCAUGAGUGCCCGGCUCGAAAUGGAGGCCCAGUCCAUCACUGCCUGGCAGAAACUAUAAGUCCGGA